UAAGGCGCGCGCGCAUGCCGAUUACAUUUUGGAAGGAGAGGUCGAGCUGUAGUGUCUAUAUCUGUCAUAGAUACGCCGGAUCGGCAAUUGUUCUUACGUGUACACACAACAUUAAUAAACACACGUUGUUUUGGAAAAAUUCAAACAACUUUAACGCUUUUUUCUCUGUGUGUGAAAAAAUCCGUGUACGUUGCAGUUCAUUUGGCAUCGAUUAAGUUAUAUUAUAUAUGUACACGCACGGUCGUAAAAGAAUUUAACGCAAGAACUAGAUCGACAUAACAAUAUCGCAAGACAUUUUUUUUAUUGUUUUUGUUUUGAAUAGCGUUUGACGUGGAAGACCGGUGCUUUUUUUCUCAUUUUUUCUUUUGUUUCAAGCAACGAAUGUAGAAGAGAUUUUUCAUUUCUCACGAAAUAGUAAAAGGUGAAAACUGAGAAUUGGUCACCUGGUAUUAUUGUAUACUCAUUAUAGGACUAUUAAAGGCUUCCCCCCUCGGUGGGUCUACCCAUCGUCUAACGAGUAAUUGGAAGCUAUAUACCACAGCGCAGCAGUGAAUUUCGGGAAACCACCUGCGCCUCAUUUGGUGCAUCUCUACCUCUCCUUUCUCCCACCAUCAUCUCUCUUCGGCUUUAUCUCGCGCUCGACUCUUUUUCUCCGGCACGUGUGCGUGUGUGUGUGUCGGUUUUCGGGCUUAAGCUCUCCCGCGCACUGUCUAUCUGUGCGGCUCGCAGCACCGGGCCUCCUAUAUAUAAAUACAGUGGCUUUACCUGCUCGACACGCAUUCGUAGUCUGACUGCGUUCGAGUGCUAGUCGCUGUCAAGUUUCGAUAAAAACGGUGUGUGCCAGUGUACAGGCACGACUUUUUCUAUUUCUCUGUGAAACGUGGACCGCCGGUCCGACCGAGACUUUUUACUGGCUUGUUUAGUUUUUUUACCUCAGAUGAAAAUUAUUUGUGAAAAUAUGGCUGUUAUUAUUAUGUAUCAUCAUAGCAACAUGAGUGCCAAAAUCUUCAACGGUAAAUCUUGAUAAUUGUGUGCGGCUGUUUCCAUCCUCUUUUAUAGUUCUGUCAGCAAAAAAAGUGGUGUUUUCGGUGUCCUUAGGGUGCACCGCAGUCAUUGUUAAAUUUUUUUAAAUUUCGCAUAACACCACACAACGCAAAGAAAAAAAAGACGUUACACAAGAGUUCAUAGUUCAAUCAGUUCAAUCAGUUCUUUUCACCAUGCCUAUCAUCGCCGACUUUGUUGAGACCAUAAGGACAAUUCAUAUUGGACAUUUUCAAAAGCCGCAGAAAGCAAUCAUGGACCUGCCCGAAAAGCUCUCCUUCUCCACCGAGCUGAAGCUUCCGAAGAGUCUGAAACAACGUCAGCCUCUGUCGGCGACGCGGAAAAAUUGUUCAUCCGAAGAGCCCAUGCCCAAGCUAUCCAAGCUGAACAUCAGGAAGCGCUCGAUCGGGUCGAGGCGCAUCUGGCAUCCGUGCGUCUGCAGCGCGAGGAAGCUGCCCCCCAACGCCGACAAGCUGGCCCUGGCGCUGUCCUUCGAGCUCGAGAGCGACGACGGCCAGAAGCUGAAGCAUCAGAGCGUCGAACCGAUCCUGGUCCCCAAGAACGCGACCAUCUAUCGGACCGUGUCGCGCACCCGGCCCUACUCCUUCGGCAUCUUCGUGCACGAGGUGCCGCUGGUCUACCUGAGCGGCCGCGACGAGACCGAGUGCCAACGCUACAUGUACAAGAUCCGACGGCUGCUGAGACCGAGGAGAAUACGUCGUCUCGACGACUCCUUCGAGGUGUCCAUCAUCGACAACAAGCAGUCGCGCUCUCAUGGCUUGACUGGUCUCCACGCAGAUAUGAUUGUCCGACGAAACGGUAUUUAUUUCAAAGACGUUCACGACGGUGCGAUGCUGCUCUACAUGUGCUGGAAGCAAAUCAAAGGCGCUUCUGUCGCUCAUCCCGAGACGACCGACGGCGAUUUGGAUAACCAGGUCAUCCUGCACACCACGGAAAUGUUCGACACCGACCGUUGCGACAUCAAGUUCUUCUGCGAAGAAGGCGAUCAAUUGGUCCGUUUGAUCAAAGCCUCGGGCAAAGUGUACCGCGAGUUCCGCUUAAGGCCGUUGAGCGACAGUGUCAGCGAGGGCGACCUAACAUCGUCGCCAGCCCAGUCGUGUAAUCCGAAGAAGAUCAAGACCUUCGAUAUCAAGCAAACCAAGGUGGACGAGUCCAAGAGGAUCAUGAAAGCUCCGGCAUGGGAUUUGAUUUUGAACCGGUCUGGAAGCGAGGCCAAGCUCAACAAGAACAAUAGCAGCGGCCUUAGAUUCCCGAACUUGAGGAUUCAGUCCAUCCCGAGUCCAAGUGUAACAACCAGCUGCGAAGAACUAGAGGAAACAGCCACCAAAUCUGACUCAAACGCGACUACGACAGCCGCUAUUCCAUUCUCAAACCUUAGAAUUCAGCCUGUCUCGCCUCCUAGUGCAACAUCAAGUUGCGACGAGCUCGAGAAAAUAAAAACUAUCUCCGGCUCGGAAAAACUCGAGAAAAUAAAAACCAUCUCCGGCUCGGAAAAACUCGAGAAAAUAAAAACCAUCUCCGGCUCGGAAGAACUCGAGGAAAUAAAAACCAUCUCCGGCUCGGAAGAGCUCGAAACAAUAUCGAGCAUAUCCCACUGCAAGGAAUCCGAGAAAUCAACAGUCUCUCGCCGCGACUCGAAUGUGUCAAUGUGUUCGGGUAUCUACGAGGAAAUAGCCGAAUCCCAUCUCGGCUCGGUUUGCAGCUUAGAAUCCAGGCAUUCUAAUGUUUACGAGAAUCUUAUAGACUUCGUAUUGAAUUUGGCGGAGAAACUCGAACCACCACCCCUGCCACCGCGUUCUAGAACCAUCUCGAGCUCGACCACCAGCACUUACGCCGGGGGCAGCAUCAGCGACUCGGGCUUCGAGUCCGAGGGUUGCAUUUUGCCUUACAACGACGAUAACUACCUGUCGGCAGCCGAGGACAAGAGCCCGAUCAAAUCCAUCAAGAGCAGAGAGCCGCCCCGCGACACGUCCGAGUACGUACCUAUGAUGCCACGAACGACUCAGAUGAUAAUGCAAGAUAAGCAAAAGAAGCGGGCGCAAAACACCAGCUCCGAAAGCAUUUACGUGGCGAUGCGAUAAUAAGCAUUCAUGACAAUUACCACUCUUAUAUAGAUCAAGUUUUAUAUUUUUAACGUUAAUUUAAGGUAUACUUUUAUUCGGUAUUGCUUCGCAAAACGCGUAUCGGUAUAAAUGCAAAUUUUUUCCCCGACGACCAAUUGCAUUGGAGCCGCUUACCUUGACAUCAGGGCUCAGGCAAAGGGACGCUAAGAAAGUUUGACGUGUUUUUGUGUGUGUGUAUGUGUGUGUAUAUGUUUAUAGCGUGCAUGUACGCGUGUUAAAAAAAUACGACGCUAAGUCGAUCGAAUCACGACAAGAUUUCGUCUUCGACUUUGUGACAUUGAUGCAAUCUCGCUUGCUCAAGCAAUUUUUUUAUGAUAGUCGCCAAAUUUUAUCUCAGUCUUAUAAUGACAAAAAAGACUCGAAAUGUAUACUAUAUAUGUCUACGAAAGUCAAUUGCCGAUCAACAUUACUAAGGAUAGAAUUUUAAGGAUAGAUUACGUCUAUAUUAUAACUUUGAAUGUUUGCUUCUAUAGCUUUGAAGAAAUGUGAUGCUUUAGCAUUCAAUUUAUUUCUAUUCGCACGACAGAGUGACACGCCGCAAUUUUUUUACAUUUUUUUCAUACUCUUAAGUUCUGGUUUAAUCAACUGUUUAUAUACUCAGUAUACAUGCAUCUUGUGGACCAGUAAUGAAAGCAGUAUAAUGAUACUUGUUGUCGAUAGGUACUGCACUGCCAAUAAGUAUAAUUCAAUACCAUAUAUUUGAAUCAUAUCAUAUCAACAAAAUCCAUGCCAUUUACAUGAUCUAAAUGAUAAAUGAUAUAGGAUUUCCUAUUUCUACUUUGUAACAAAACUUGUACAAACUAUUGUGAUAAAGCAUACUCUGUUCAUAGAAGCAUUUAGACAAAUUUUAGACAAAAAUUGACAAUGAACAAUGACAAGUACAUUGUUUAACUGACGCGUGCCUCAAAAUCUCUUCACUAAAGUAUUACUAAUGUUUGUUACAGGCAAGCUUGUUAAAAUUAGAUAAUUAUAGUUACGUUGCGCAAAUUCAUAAUUUGGCAUUUUUUUAUAAAUGUUAAUUGAUUAUGAAACUGCUAGUAAGUGUUGCUAAUCCUAAGUAUGUGAUUCACUUACAGCUAAGCGUAUAGACAAAGUUAUUUGCAAGUAUUUGAAAAAUUGAAAGUUCUGGGCAUUUUUAAUUUUUGUUCAGCAAUUAUAAAACUAUGUCUGCUUUCAAAAAAAUUUCAGACAAAGCAUUUCCUCUGUUGAAAUGCGCUAAAGAAGAAUUGUGAUAUAUAACAUAAACCUGAACUAAUCGAAAGACUAGAUUCAGAUAAUCAAAUGAAAUUUGCUUAUUAUUGAGUAAAAUUUUCACUUGAUUUUACUUGUUACUAAAACAGAUCAAUUAUAUUUAAGGCUAAAAAAAGGCUCUCUAUUUGUUGCAUUUAUAUUACUGAGUUGUAAUAAAAGUAUACGUAAUAUCAUUUGAAUGUAUAAAAAUAUAUUUCAUUUGUACUCUGAACAAAUGCAUAAUUGGUAGUUUGUUAUGAAAUACUAUAAAAGAAAUCUCUUGAUAAUAAAAAUCUUGCAGCUUAA
Trichogramma pretiosum is the source of this 4721-nucleotide messenger RNA. RefSeq lists its product as uncharacterized. Lineage: Eukaryota; Metazoa; Arthropoda; Insecta; Hymenoptera; Trichogrammatidae. The record is from RefSeq and is a predicted model, not a curated record. The transcript is spliced from 5 exons. The coding region runs from base 1218 to 3143 and encodes 641 amino acids.